Umbelopsis ramanniana AG is the source of this 1483-nucleotide messenger RNA. RefSeq lists its product as uncharacterized. The transcript is spliced from 8 exons. Gene Ontology annotation, molecular function: hydrolase activity. NCBI's taxonomy places the organism in Eukaryota, Fungi, Mucoromycota, Umbelopsidomycetes, Umbelopsidales, Umbelopsidaceae. The record is from RefSeq and is a predicted model, not a curated record. Gene Ontology annotation, cellular component: P-body. The coding region runs from base 133 to 1047 and encodes 304 amino acids.
ACAGAUCUUUAUUGCAACAUUAAUCAUGUUCCUGUCCUUCUCAGCUUCGAAAUAACAGUCCAAUCAUUUUUAUGUCAUUAAGUUGCGCGAAACUGUCUAUUUAAACUUCACGUCCUUGCCGAUUCAAUCGAAAUGCCCGGUUAUAAAGUGUUAAUCUCUAAUGAUGAUGGGCCGCCUAGCGCAGACGAAUCCCCUUUCAUUCUGACUUUCAUUGAGCAAUUGGAAGCUCUUGGCUGGGAAGUCAGCGUAUGUUUGCCAGAUACUCAAAAAUCGUGGAUAUCCAAAUCUUUCAUGAUCAAAGACCACAUUGGAGUUAAAUAUUACAACAGACAGACCAACCGAGUUCAAGCACAUAAAUCUGCACCGAAUGAUUUUGUGUUGCUAAGCGGUACGCCGGCUACCUGCGUAAAUAUUGGUCUUCAUCACGUCUUCAAAGAUACCGAUUUUGACCUUGUCAUAGCCGGUCCUAACUUUGGCCGUAAUUCAGCAAGCAUCUAUACGUUGGCAUCUGGAACUAUUGGUGCAGCUCUAGAAGCGACUCUUUGUAAUAAGAAAGCAAUUGCUCUGUCAUUUGCAUUCUAUGAUCGCGAUAUCAAGCCUCCAAAAAUCAAGAACGCCUGCAACAUGGCUAUCAAGGUUAUCAGCAAAUUGAUGGAGAUUAAUGAAUGGCAACCUGCUGGCCUCUACAAUAUCAAUGUGCCACUUGUUGAAGAAGAAUGCAGCGUCAAAGUCACGAACAUUUACAAAACCAGUUACGGAAGUCUAUUCAAACCUGUGACACUGGAGAGCACACCGCAAAAUGCAACUAAUGAUGAGUCUGUGGAGCUGAGUCUAAGAGAUGAAGCUGAAAGAGGAGAGCCAUUGGAAUAUAGGUUCGCUCCAGAUUUUAAGGUGCUUAGCGGUAUUGCUGAUGCUGAAGUUGGCACUGACACAUGGGCUGUCCACAAUAAGCAUAUCUCAGUGACACCUUUGAUUGCAUCAUACGCUUGCACACCACUGGAUAAAGUCCCUAGAUUAGAGGCACUUACAAAUCUCAACAAACUCUAGAUACAGUUUCGCAUACAUCUGGCGAUGAAAGGAGUCUUUCUGACCCCUAUAUUGUUCAUUUAUCAUAAGAAACAAACUACUCUAACAUUAUCAACGGCAUGGUUUGCCUAUGUGUUUUUAUCAAUGUACAAAGGGUGCAUAGCGUCUAAAGGAGGUCGAUGAUAACUAGAAGAAUCGCUUGGCAUAGUCCAAAGCGAAGGGAACUGCAGAAGAAAUUUAACAAUUGCGUUAGCUUUCAAAUUUCAAAACUUGUCGAGGAACUCGCGUUUGGCGAAAUAUUUACCAGCACGGAUGGCAACAAUGACGGAAACGAAGUUAGAAACAUUGCUGAUGGUGCGCAUUCGGAGGAAAGCCUUCUCCUCAGGAGUGAGUUUUUGCUAUAUUGCAGUUACUGGUUAGUCAAACAUGAUGAUUUGCGUGAUAGAUCUGAUGGUAG